UGUCAGUGUUGUCAGCCUGCAGGUGCUCCGGAGAGCUCUGCUCAUUUUGCCAGAUAGUGGCCGAGACGCUGCCAUUGUGGGUUUGCCUGGCCUGUGUGUGCCGGGGUGUUCGGGAUGCUGGCAUGCUCUAUUACAACAGCCUGUCAGUUGGGGCGUUGCUGGGUAUGGGGGGUGUUGCUGUUGUAUGUCAGUGGGUGAAUGUUUGUGCGCAGAUGGCAAAGUGAUGAAAAGCCCCCGAUGUUCCUGCCAAGGCUGCUGUGAAGGGCUUUGGCAUCGGGGUGGCUGGGGCGGGUCGGGGAGGCAGGCUGGCAGCUGGCCGCCUCGGUGGGGAUUUCCAUCUCCUUUGGGGCUGCUUGUGAGUCUGCAGGGGAGAUGCUGCAGGACACCAGGGCAAGCCCUGCAGGGCAGGCAGGACCCAGCUCAUUCUUCCUCCCUGCCUCCCUCCAGGCCCAGGGCCCCGGCCAGUGCCCAGCGUCGCUGGGAGCCCCGGCCAGCACCACGGACGGCGCCCAGGAAGCCCGAGUCCCCCUGGACGGGGCCUUCUGGAUUCCAAGGCCCCCGGCAGGCUCACCCAAGGGUUGCUUUGCCUGUGUGUCCAAGCCCCCGGCCCUGCAGGCUCCAGCGGCCCCGGCCCCUGAGCCCUCAGCAUCGCCCCCCAUGGCGCCCACCCUGUUCCCCAUGGAGUCCAAGAGCAGCAAGACGGACAGCGUGCGGGCCUCUGGUGCCCCCCAGGCCUGCAAGCACCUAGCCGAGAAGAAGACUAUGACGAACCCCACAACAGUCAUCGAAGUCUACCCAGACACCACCGAGGUCAACGAUUACUACCUGUGGUCCAUCUUUAACUUCGUCUACCUCAACUUCUGCUGCCUGGGCUUCAUCGCGCUGGCCUACUCCCUCAAAGUUCGGGACAAGAAGCUUCUCAAUGAUCUGAAUGGAGCGGUGGAAGACGCCAAGACAGCCCGGCUGUUUAACAUCACCAGCUCUGCGCUGGCAGCAUCCUGCAUCAUCCUUGUCCUCAUCUUCCUGCGGUACCCGCUCACCGACUACUAAGGCCCCACCGGGCACGGCUGGCCGUGGAGACAAGGCACUGAAACAUGUUCGUUUUCACGCCUGAUGUGACUCAGGAUGCUGUGUGGUUGGGGCAGAGCAGGGCGUGUGCCCUGGAGCCCCCCUGAAGCUGUGACCUGGGCAGAGAGGCCGUCAGAAGCUCCGUACAAUAUGGGGCAGCGAGCUUCGGGCUGGCCCACCCUCUCUGCCUCCUGACCCUCUCCACCUCUGCCUGUUUCUGGGGUCUGUGGACGUCUCCUUGUGCUGCUGCACCCUGGCUUCCGCUGGCUGCCCUCCCUGCCCUCCUGUGCCCCCCCAGGCUCCUGGGGCCCCUCUGACCCGAUACCCAGCAAGAAGGGCUGCUGUGGGAGCUUCCCAGUUUGGGAGUGCUGCCAGCAUCUGGGGACUCACUCUGUCUUCCCUGACCCCACCUCCUCCAAGCUGUGACCCUGCUCAGAGCUCUUGUAUCUGUGAACUUUCAAUAAAAUACCUGUCUGGCUCCA
Molecule: messenger RNA, 1550 nt
Organism: Leptonychotes weddellii (Weddell seal)
Lineage: Eukaryota; Metazoa; Chordata; Mammalia; Carnivora; Phocidae
Source: RefSeq, a predicted model, not a curated record